Molecule: messenger RNA, 873 nt
Organism: Cladophialophora yegresii CBS 114405
Lineage: Eukaryota; Fungi; Ascomycota; Eurotiomycetes; Chaetothyriales; Herpotrichiellaceae
Product: glycosylphosphatidylinositol transamidase
Exons: 5
Coding region: 1-873 (290 amino acids)
Cellular component (GO): membrane
Molecular function (GO): serine-type endopeptidase activity
Source: RefSeq, a predicted model, not a curated record
AUGACAGGGCCAGCACGACCGGCGGCGGCGCCUCGAAUAUCGACCAACAGCCUACCUGUACCGACUCGACUGUUUCAGCCCUCUCGAAUCCGCUCAUAUAUCUUCCGCCUCCCGCUCUUCACGCGCGUGAUCCUCCUUGCGAUAAUAACAUUCUGGCUCCUGGAACUGCAGACGGUAUGGAGCGUGACAAAAUGGGGCUGGCUAGAGCCCAAAGAGGUCAACUUCGGGAGUCUGUACCGGCUAAAUACGUUCGUGCUGAUACAUACCGGGUUUUGGCACAUGCUGUUCAAUACGAUGUGUCUGGUGCCGUUGAUGGAGAGGUUCGAGGCCGAGUUUGGGACCCUGACCAGCAUUGCACUGUUCCUGGGCCCGUUGGGCCAAAUUCCUGCAGUCAUAUACCUAGUAAUGGACGGCGUUAUUCUAAGGGACAAUACCCCCGUGUUGGGGGCCAGUAUAUGGGUAUUCCUGCUCCUAGCCUCUGAGGCUAUCAAGACGUACAAGUCGAACCCGCACUUUGAUAUCGGUGGCCAGAAGAUUCCAACGUGGAUAUCGCCUCUGGCCAUCCUCGUGGUCACAUCUGUACUCAUACCCGGAGCGUCCUUCUUAGGACAUCUGAGCGGCUGUAUCACCGGCUAUCUUUGGGGCUUGGGAUACAUCCGCUUCCUUGCGCCUCCAGAGAAAGUCCUUCGCUGGAUCGAAGGCAAGCUCAACCUUCUAGGGCGCCUACCACAUUACGUGUCGGUGGACCAAAAGACCUAUGGUCGUUAUGGUGUCCUUCCAACAAGCUCAGCAGGUGACCCCGAGGGGCACAUGAGCCCCAUCGGGCUGGGGUGGCUGGGAACAAGUGGUGGUGGUCAAAGGCUUGGACCUUGA